AUGAUUGAUAAUAAAAUUUAUUCAAGAGAUAGUGAAGAGACUCCAAGAGAAUAUGUGAAUUCUGAUAGUCAAAAUAGUGAGCAGAGCCUAAAAACUCCUUUAAAAGCUGAAGAUCACAUUGGCAGAUAUGUGAAACUAUCAUGGGAAAAUAUAAAUUAUUAUGCGUCUACUAAAGGGAAAACUAUACAGAUUUUGAAAAGCGUGUCUGGGCAUGCAAAUCCUGGGGAGUUUUUAUACUAUUUAAUUGGAUUUUAUAUUUAAAAUAUAUAAUAAAAAAUAAAAAUUAAUCCAAUUUUAGAGGGGAUAGCGAUUAUGGGCUCAUCUGGGUCAGGGAAGACCUCGCUUUUGAAUAUUUUGGCAAAUAGGGUAACAAGUGCAGGCCAGACAGAAAGAACUGGGACGAUUACAGCUAAUGGAAAAGACACAAAAGAGAUCAGCAUAAGUAAAUAUGCAGCUUAUGUGACUCAAGAUGAUAUUUUAUUACCAGUUCUAACCCCAAGGGACUGCUUAAUGUUCUAUGCAGCUUUGAGAUGUCCUGGAAAUGCUAAAGAAAGAUUAGCAAAAGUAGAAGAGAUUCUUAGCGAUCUAAACAUAGCAAAAAUAGCAGACAAUUUAAUUGGAAAUGCAUUAGCAUUAAUUAAUUAUAGUGUAGGCCACGCUUCUAUUAACGCUGAUCGCUUUUCAACCAGUUCUGCACACAGUCCUGCACUUGUCGCUACUUCUAACAAAGAUCUUCUCUUAUUAUCUGGAAUUAGAAAGGUCAACAUAAAAAACGUCUAUUCAGGGUGACUUAGAAAUUUAAAUUCCUUCUCAUUUUGAGGCCAAAUCAGAAACUCAAAGCCUAAGACAAAAUGCUGGUAUCACAAUAGGAAGCUGUCUAAUUGGUCUAGUGAGAUGUCCUAG
Messenger RNA from Blepharisma stoltei, 903 nucleotides. Lineage: Eukaryota; Ciliophora; Heterotrichea; Heterotrichida; Blepharismidae. The record is from the annotation of a GenBank genome assembly.